Salvia hispanica is the source of this 1655-nucleotide messenger RNA. Its product is annotated as TRIGALACTOSYLDIACYLGLYCEROL-like protein. Gene Ontology annotation, molecular function: phosphatidic acid binding. Lineage: Eukaryota; Viridiplantae; Streptophyta; Magnoliopsida; Lamiales; Lamiaceae. Gene Ontology annotation, biological process: ER to chloroplast lipid transport; acylglycerol transport. Gene Ontology annotation, cellular component: chloroplast envelope. The record is from RefSeq and is a predicted model, not a curated record.
UAUUCCGCUCUGCAAUCAGAAAAUGUGUCAUUUCAUUACUAGAUAAGAAACCACACCAAAAACCCUCCUUCCCCAAUCACACCAACCAAAACCACCUCUUUUCCGGCAAUGGCCAACUUACGCACAGCAAUGGACGCUACGUUCUGGGACCUCAACGUCUCAACUCCGCAAGCCAUUGACGGCGUAGGCAGAGCUAUUCCAGGGGAUCCCAUACCCCUCGACGGUGCAAGGGCCAGCAGAGCCCUCCGAUUUCAGCAAAUUUCUCUCUUGGGAAACGGCUUCCCCUUGGGCAUCAUUCCGUCGUUCUCUCCUUCCAUCAAUCACAAGGAAUUGGGCUCUUUCGCGCUGCAGUCCCUUAUCGGCCGAGCUGCUAUCGGCAACUGGUGGCUUGGAUUAAUCGGGCAGUUUCGUCCAAAGAAGCUGAUUUCCUCUAUCAAAGCUGAAGUUUCUGCUGCGGAAGAGUGGGAGCUACCGUUGCUAAAAGAUGUUGGCAAGCAUUUCCUUGAUAAAUCACUCUACGCAUUAGGUCUAACCUCACAGAUUGCCCUCACACCCUCGUCAUCCGUAUUGCUGAGCACUGAAAAGCAUGGGGAAAGGAAGAAUCGACGCACCAAGGCAAUGCUCUUUCACAAGCUGCCGGAUCAUGAUAUCACUUUGGAAGCCGCAUGGCCAGAGCUUUUCAUAGACCGUAAAGGGAAAUAUUGGGAAGUUCCUGAAUCAAUAUCUUUGGACUGUUCAUCUCUUGUCACAGAAUCAGGAUUGCGAUACCGAUUCGGAUUACAUAAAAAUAGUGGCAGUCCACAAGCUGUUGAUUCAACUAAUACUGAAAGUCCCCUUGCCUUAUUGCCCGGAUUAUGUGCAAAAGCUGCCUUUUCUUAUGAGAAGUCAAAGGACUUGUGGAGGCAAAAGGAAACAAAAGAUGAUGUCGCGGUCGAGACAGAAAAUGGUCAGGUUUGGCACCCCACGUAUGAUGUCCGUCUCAAGGACCCACACGCAGCAAUAUCUGGAAUUAUAGGGGGUACUUGUGAGGCGUGGCUACGUGGUGACUUCAACCAAAGUUCUUCUGGAACCCAGAGGAGAGGCCGUUUUGGGGCUGAUUUAUUUGGCUCCCUAUGCUACACUUUCCAACACGGGAGAUUCAGAAAUAACUUUGGAGACCUCUCCAGAAUAGACACUCGCUUGGAUAUUGCCUCGGCUUCAGCUGUAGCCAGAAAGGUGGUUAACCUUUUCAGCAGUGCAGAAAGUAAUCAAUCCCUAAAUGAAUUGUCCUCCCCCAGACUCAGUUUCAUUUUUCAGCAGCAGUUGGCCGGUCCCAUUGUUUUCCGGGUGGAUUCAAAGUUCUCGAUUGGGUCGUUGUCUAGCAAGCAGGGCCCACAGCUGGAGGAUCUAAUAUACAGCUUGAACUACAGCCUGAGACUCCUGGGGUCUGGGAAGGUGGUGGCCUGGUUCUCUCCGAAACGAAAAGAGGGGAUGGUUGAGCUUCGACUGUUUGAGUUUUAAGCUUUGGUAACAUUUUAAGUUUUGCACCAAGUAAAAUUAGUUAGUUUUUGCCCUCGUCUGUGUCUUUAUGCAGUGACAAAUGUUGGCACACUAAAAGUUCAUUACAUAUAAUUUAUUUUCAUGCAAAAGAGUAUUGAAGUUAUUAAGAGGAAUCA